AUGGGUUUGGUGGAAACUAAGAAGGAGAUUAUUGACGAUUUUACGAUUCGUAGGCUUUGGCCAAACUUGGACUUUGAUUACUGUUAUUCUAGUUCUAAUGGUGCUUCGGGAGGUUUAGUUUGCGUUUGGAAGUCUAGUUUGAUUUCUGUUACAAACAUCAGAAAGAGUGAUAGAUGGAUUACAUUGGAUUUUAUUUGGUUCUUUAAACCAAUUCGGUUCAUUUUGAUUUAUGCUCCAAACUGUUCUAUCGCUAGGGCGUCUUUAUGGACAGAUCUUUUACAUGAGAUAGUUUGUGAUGGUCUUUGCUUCUUGUCAGGCGACUUUAACAAAAUCAUAAGUCCUAUAGAGAGAUCAAAUUGCAGUAGUUAUUCUUCUUCAAUGAUUGCUUUUGCUGAUUUUAUUAAUGUGACCGGUUUGCUAGAGGUUCCUUUACAAAGGAGAUUUUUCACUUGGCAAAAUAGUAUCUCCAAAUCCAAGAUCGACAGAUGUUUUGUUUCCCCUUUGAUUUAUAGUACUUGGCAAGAUCUUCACUUAAAGGCUUUGUCGAAAUCAUUCUCGGUUAUUUUCUCUUCGAUGGGGAAAGUAGAUUGGGGUCCUCGUCCAUUUAAGUCGAUAAACGCUUGGUGGGAUCAUCCGGACUUCAUGGAUUUUGUUACUUCUUCUUGGCAAUCUUCUAAUUCGGAUUGUUGUUUAUUGGUCAAACUCAGAGAGCUCAGGAAGAAAAUAAAAGAUUGGAAUACCCAUGUAUUUGGAGACCUGAACUCAAAGGCUGUUUCUAUUCAGCUUAAUAUUGAUAAUCUCGAAUCUACUUCAGAUAACAAACAUCAUACUGCGGAGGAGUCUCAAUCUUUGACUGUUCUUAAGUCAGAGUUAUUCACUGUCACAUAA
Molecule: messenger RNA, 888 nt
Organism: Mercurialis annua (annual mercury)
Lineage: Eukaryota; Viridiplantae; Streptophyta; Magnoliopsida; Malpighiales; Euphorbiaceae
Exons: 1
Coding region: 1-888 (295 amino acids)
Source: RefSeq, a predicted model, not a curated record